UUCGGGGAGGUGUCUGCGAGACUGACUGAGGUGACUCUGAAACCGAGCGCAGCAGCAGGAGCGAGAGCUGCUCAGCAUCCGGACAAGAUGUGGAAACUUCAGCUUUUACUCGUCUUCACUCUCUGCCUCGGCGACUCUCUUCAGCAGGAAGGGAGAAGGAGAAUAAAAGAGCGAGGGAACAGCUCCGAGGUUUUCGUUCCUGUGCCCAGAACAUUCAAAGGGGACCCGGUGCCAGAGCCCAGUUUAGUUCUUGUCCUGAAUGAGACACAAGCUCCCGUUUCAGCUCGGUCCCCUCCAGCGCUGGAGUCACUAAGCCGCAGCACGGCGGGGUACCUCGGCGGCCCCCUCAGCACCCGGGUCAUCCCCGUUAUUUAUAUGCUGGCCGUGGUCGUCGGGGUCCCGGCCAACGUUGCCAUCUUGUGCACGCUGGCCUCUAAAAUCCGAAAGGUGUCCUCUGCCAUCCUCUACUGCAGCCUGGCCGUCUCCGACCUCCUCCUCCUCCUCUCCCUCUUCUUCAAGGCUCACUACCAUCUCCAUGGAAACCACUGGGCGCUCGGAGAGGCUGCCUGUCGAGUGGUCACGGCCUGUUUCUAUGGCAACCUCUACUGCUCGGCCCAGACGCUGGCCUGCAUCAGCAUCAAGCGCUACCUGGCUGUGGUGCACCCCUUCAUGUACAAACGCCUCCCCAAGAGGAUGUGCACCGCCUGGGUCAGCGUGGGUGUGUGGGGGGUGUUCGGUGCCGCCGUCGUGCCUGAGCUCCUCAUCCAGCAGAGCUACUGGCUCCCCGAGCUGGGCCUCAUCACCUGCCACGACGUGCUGCCUCUGGACUACGACUCCCACUCGUUCCUGCUCUACUACUACCUGCUUCUAACCAUCCUCGGCCUCCUGCUGCCGUUGCUCGUCACCGUCGUGUGCUACGCCCGAAUCGUCUGCGAGCUGAACCGCUCGCACCACGACUGGGCGACGUACAUCCAGGCCAGCUCGCUGGUGUUCGCCAUCUUCCUGCUGUGCUUCACUCCGGCUGCGCUGCUGCACCUCCUCCAUCAGGUGCAGCUGUUCGUGGAUGGAGGGGAGAGUCUGUACGUGCACUUUAAAGUGGCGGCGUGUUUGUGCUGCCUGCACGCCUGCCUGGACCCCUUCCUCUUUCUCCUCAUGUCCAAGUCUGCAGGCUCCGCUCUUUACUUCAGGCCCUUCAAAGCAAAGACCCUCAGCGUGUCUUUUUAAAAAAAGAGACCCGCAUGUCGCCAAAAACUGGUUUUGAUUUUGCGGCGGAGGAAGAGAGAAAUCGUCUCUGUGGCUGGAAUCCAAAGAGAAGGCAGAAGCACCUUGACUGUUUUCAUGAUAAACAAGCAGCGGACAGACUUCCUGUAGCAUUACACCGUUAACAUACGAGUAGAAGAAGUAUUUUUAUACAGGAAAACAGUUUUAUUGUGUGAGAGAGAGAGUGUGACAGAUAGAGGGAUGAGAGGUAACUGUGUUAGUGUGUACAUAUGUGUGUAAAAUAUUAAAGGAAAGCAUUUUGAUAUUAACAUUUUCAUUCUAGUAGAAUAAAAUAACACAAAAGGAUGUUUUUAUAUCGAGCUGAAUCGUGCAGCUAGGCGGCGUUUAUGCUGUAAAACAGGCCGACUGUAGGGAAGUCUGUUCCUGUUAACACAUGCUGAUUAAAACACAACUUUG
Molecule: messenger RNA, 1677 nt
Organism: Chelmon rostratus (copperband butterflyfish)
Lineage: Eukaryota; Metazoa; Chordata; Actinopteri; Chaetodontiformes; Chaetodontidae
Product: proteinase-activated receptor 3
Exons: 2
Coding region: 88-1224 (378 amino acids)
Biological process (GO): thrombin-activated receptor signaling pathway; phospholipase C-activating G protein-coupled receptor signaling pathway; positive regulation of Rho protein signal transduction
Cellular component (GO): membrane
Molecular function (GO): thrombin-activated receptor activity
Source: RefSeq, a predicted model, not a curated record